UCAUGGAGAUGAUGCACCUGAAAUAUGAACGUGCUCACCUGGCCUUCCUGCUCACCUGCCAGAACGUCAUGGAUGGUGAGGCAGGAAAGUAUGACCUUAGAACCAUCACUCAGUUCAUAAGACAGGAAACCAAGCCAGCUCCCUUUGGAGAGUAUGGGGAUUCAGGUGGCUGGAACGGGAUCUCUGUGUCUGCACACUACCUAACUGACUGCCUACUGCAUGAGUACCAACACCAGGAGGGUGCUAUCACAAAGCUUCUUCAGGGCACAUUUGGACAGGCUUUCCGUUCAGACCACACACGGAAAGUUGCUAGGAAGGUCACCUUUUCAUCUGGGACCAUGUCAUCAUAUGCAGUCAUGAAUGAGAACUGGAUGAUCCUUUCAUGGGUGAUGGUGCAGUCUGAGACAGAAAAGUCACUGAAGCCCAUGUAUGAAGGUUUAGCACACCGCUACAGCACUGCAAGCAUAGAGAAGGCACACUACCAGUGGGUAGACAGGGAUUGCUGUGCAGCAUUUAAGGUUGCAGAAUCUUACACAGGAGAGCAGAUGAACUGGGAUGCUUGGAAAACCACUGACGUUAUUGUUGCUGAUGCCACUACUGGUGACCUGCUGAACACCUGUGCAUCAAGAUCACACUACAAUGAAAACAUUGUUAUCAAGCUGGACUUGUUUCACUGUUUGAGGCGGUUCCUCCGUGAGUGUGUGUCAGAGCAUCAUCCUCUCUACAGUUCCUUUGCUCAGUUCCUGUCGGCAGCCUUUUCAGUGGUGGAUCAGAAAGACCUGCAAAGGCUUAAAGAGGCAUAUGUCUUCCGUGGAAUUCAGCCUGCCAACCCAACAAAGGCACACAUUCGUGAGCACUGCAGGAACAGAAUUCCACAGCCUGAAGAGCUUGUCAAGAGAGUUGAGGGAGUUUUCCAGCACUUUUACCUCACAACUGAUCCAAAUGGUGCUCCUCUCUUCAAGCCUUCUAUGCUGAAGACAUGGCGGAUUCAGCGCGUACACAUCUUGCGCGGGUGCCUGAGUGAUCCUGAGGUUGAAGGUGGGAUCUUGUACAGGCACGGAGGAACACUGCAGCUAAACCACGUGCAGGGGGAAGGUGCUAGUGCUCCUGUGUGGAUCCCCAUCAGAGGCACUUCACAGCAAGAGGGAUACCAUUUCCAUCAGGCUCAGUGGGUCACUGGAACACGCGUCUCCCCAGAGCUGUUCCAAGCCCAGGGGAUGACAGGGGUGGCACGGUGGAAUUACCAGCGCCUGGUGGACUUCAAACAGCCAGAUGUUCACCUCCCAAGUGUCUUUGAUCCAGCUUUGAUGGCACAACUAAAUGCAGUCUCUGAAAGAGUGCUGGGGCAUGUUAAGUAUGCUGCUUUUCAUUUCACUGGCUCAGACACUAGAGAGAAGUUUGGCUUAGAAUAUGUUGAGCCUGGUUGCCGCCCAGUUCCUCUAGACUGGGAUAAACACAGGAGCAAGACAGACCUAACCCAUGCCUUGAAUCCCCCUCCUCAAAGCAGCCCACCCACUGCCCAGGCUGAGAUUCCACAGUCAUCCUCCAGGUCACUACCCACGCUGUUUCAGUUUGCUGCAUGCCCUCCUGCUGAUGUUAAACCAGAUGACAUUCCAAGUACAACCCCAGAGCCGCAGACAGAGCCAGAAAUCCGAAGUCCACUGUCUCUCCCCUACCUUUCCUCACCAAGUGGUGCUCGCACUGGACCGGUGAAGACAGGUGGGAGGGUGUUUGUGUUGGACCACAAGCGCUGGCCAACGCCUAUGAAAAAGGCUAUCAACGACCUUCUUCAUAAACACCGUGGCCAGAAGGACAUAAUCAAGCUUGUAGACCAGGACUAUGCUGGUCUAGUUUACAACUCGUGUAAAGACCCAAACAGCAUGCUCCACCCAACAACCAAACUACACAUUGCACAGUAUUUAAAGCACCUGAGCAAACUGUUAAACACCAGCUCCUCUUUAAAUACCAGCCCAGAAAAACUGCAAGACAGGCAGGAACUCUGGCACUCUCUGACCAAGGGGAGUAAGACUACCAGUGUGCCAGUUGUUACCAUGUCUGCCACAGUUGUUAAUCCACCACCACCUGUGCAGACCCAGGCCACACCUCUAACUCAAGACUCUAUUGAGAAAAUACCAAAGUCGCGGUAUGAGAACGAUGGUUCUUCCAUCCACUUCUUUUACCAGCCAGGACCUGUCAGGUAUUUCUACUGCUCCACUAAGGUUUUUAAAGCCUAUGGUGCUGAAGGUCUGACAAACCCAAAAAUGCCCUUUAAUGACUUUGCGCAGACAGAGUUCUUUCAGCAGGAACUGGAUGCCACAAAGAAAAGGGUGGAGGACAGAGGACAGCAAAAGAGGAAAAGGACCCCCACACAGGAGCCCCAGCUCACAGGUCGCAAGUGUCGGUUUUGCAGAAUGGAACUGAAGCAGGGCCCAAAUAGUCCUCACAUUCACACCGGAUUCCCUGGAGUAGCAGGGAAGUACAUUUACUGCCGCGCUAAAGUCUUUUCUAUUUACAAAGACCAGGGCAUGGAGAAGGAGAUGUCCUGGAAAGAGUUCCAGGAGUCUGCUUUUUAUGAGUCAGAAAGACAGAGGUGGGAGGUUGAAAAAGGAAAAUGA
Molecule: messenger RNA, 2615 nt
Organism: Etheostoma spectabile (orangethroat darter)
Lineage: Eukaryota; Metazoa; Chordata; Actinopteri; Perciformes; Percidae
Exons: 4
Coding region: 3-2615 (870 amino acids)
Source: RefSeq, a predicted model, not a curated record